This is a messenger RNA of Quercus lobata, 1600 nucleotides long. RefSeq lists its product as uncharacterized. NCBI's taxonomy places the organism in Eukaryota, Viridiplantae, Streptophyta, Magnoliopsida, Fagales, Fagaceae. The record is from RefSeq and is a predicted model, not a curated record. Bases 89 to 1327 code for a protein of 412 amino acids. The transcript has a single exon.
UUGACUAUUUCAUCUCGUUCCACAACCCCUUUUUAAACUCCUUACUCUCCAGUCUUUAACCACACAAACACUGACAGCCCCACAAGACAUGAAGCUCUCCCUCAGGUUUCAAGAGAACCCCAACCACCAUAACCAAAACCAAAACCAAAACCCAAAUCAAAACCCAAUCCUCAAAGCCAAAUUACCCAUUACCAUAUUCAGCCAACCUUUCAUCUCCACCACCACCACAUCCACCACCAGCUCCUCCUCAGACCUCUCCUUUUCACUCUCCACCAACUUUCCCUCUGGUCCUUCUCUCAAGCUCUCCUAUUUUCCUACCACCACUACUGUAUCCUCUCCUUUCUCUCUCUCCCUUAAGUCUGGCCUUGGCCUCUUUGGCUCUCCACACAACUCCCCUCUUGUCUUUUCUGCCAAUUUCUCCCUUUCCCCAACAAACGCUCCCAUCCCCACUUUCUCUCUCCAUUUCAAGCCCCAAUUGGGUCACUUUUCCCUCAAAAGAUCGACUUUUUCUGACCCUUCUUCUAAUCAGGUUUCUGGGUCUUUCUCCAAUGGUGGUAUUGAAGUGAAUUCUGGGUCUUACUCCAAUGGUGCGGUCAGUUUUGAUUCUGGGUCAUUUUCAAAUGGCAAGCUUGGAAGUGGGUUUGUGUCAGAGGAAUUAUCUGUUUGGCAGGAGCUGAAAUUGGAGCCUUGUAGUCGCAAAGAUGGAUUUACAAAUCCUGAAUCUUUGAAGAAUUGUGGGGUUGAUUUAAAUUCUGGAAUUGGGCUUGUGUCAGAGAGGCAAUUGGCUUUGAAGGAUAGUGGGAAAGAUGGGAUUUUGCAUGGAGUUGCUGUUAUGGCAAGAACGGUUUUUCCAGUGACCAAAAGGCUAACAGUGAAUAUGCGAUGGGGCGUGAAUUUUCCGGCUGAUUUGAGAAAGACAAUGCCUUACUUGAGUGUGAAUAAGAUUGGUAUAGAAAGGGUUGAGGAGGUGAAGGAGGUAGUGAAGAACAGUGGUGAGAACAAUGUGGGUGAUUCGGAAUUGUUGAAGGGAAUGUGCUUUUGGACGAGAAGGGAUUUGGAAUCUUUGGAGAAGGAAAAUAGAGAGAUGAAGCAGAGUUUGGAGGAGAUGAGAUUGGGAAUUUCUGUGAAAAAUUUCCGUGGAGAGAGUGAUGUUAUCGGAAAGAAGGUGUUGCCACCUACUAGUGAGAGUUCUAGCGAGUUUGAGCGGUGGAGGAGCAAGAAGAGUGGCGGAGAAGAGAAUGGACAAAGGGAAUCAAAGAAGUCCACAAACCGGGUGAGUGAUGUAGAAUCUGAAUUGCAGAGGGCGAUAAAGGCGGCUUCCUUGUAGCAAGGUUUGAAAUAUUUUUGCAAUGCUCAAUUUGGUUGCUUUGCAUUGUAAACUUGGAAUGUAUAUAAUCUACCUUUUGUUUUAGCAUGACCUAGGCCUUCUACUCAAUGCAGUGAAGUUGCAUAGAUAAGGGUUGAUUGGAGUAGUUUAACUUAGUUACAGAGUAUUGCAAAUGCUUUGUGAGCUCUCCUCUGUUGAUUUCAUGUACCUUUACUUCAAGUGUUUGGAACAGUUUAAUUUUUCUUUUGACCUUUUGCAGUUCUUCUACUUUGA